CAUCAUGGCGUCGCUACCAACUGUCACGACUGCUUCUUCUAGUUCGUCCACUCCAAAGAUUGCACAGCAAAAAAGUAUCGUCGAGGUGUUGCAAGAUGUUCAGAAGAGAAUCCAGGGAUAUGGCCCAGGCCCUUUCACUCCGGAACAAGCAAAAGAAGUUGAACGGCUCAAAGUUAUUUUUCGUAGAUUAAAGGCAGAAAAUGAUAAGGCAAUGCAGGAAGGCAAGAUAGCUGUGAUGAGAACAACAACUGUUAUGACACCUGUCACUCAGGUCUUGACACCUAUCACUCAUGUUGCCACACCUAAUGCCAUGCAGAUGACAAAGAUUGCCCCUGCAACCACAGCACUCCCAAACCAACAGACUGCUGUUCUUCCUGCGACCACUGUGACUGGUGGGAUCCCUGCUGGUCAGGCAUCACUGGCCACAAAGACUAUUCUCCCACAGACUACUACUUUGCAACCAAUUCAGCCUCAAAAUGUGGUCAUCAAUCCAGCCUCCAUUCAACAGCUUCAGAGAACUGCAGAUGGGGUUACAGUUCAACAUACAGUGAAGUCACCUCAACCUACCACUCUUCAAGUUACACAGACUCUAGCACCUGGACAGCAGAUAGCAGUCAGAACUGUUGCAUCAGCACAACCAGGACAAAGCAUUAAACCUACGGUCACUCUCACAAACAGACCCAUGCAAGUGGCUUCAGGUGUGACACAGGCCGUAACUCUACAGAGGCAUUUAGCCCCUAACAAGUCACCAGUUCAUAUGCCAAUCACUCUGGCUCCAUCCGGUACAGUAUCUGCUGCUGUACCAUCUGGAGGACACAUUACCAACAUAGCACCAGCACCAAUAGCGGCUGCUGUGUCCAAAGGAAUUUCAACACAAGCUGCUGGAACAACCCUGAGAGGGGACAGCAGCAGCCCGGCACCGAACCAAGUUCUGACCAAACGACGACUGCAAGACUUACUUCACGAGAUUGACCCUCGAGAACAGAUGGAUGAUGAUGUUGAAGAUCUGUUGCUGCAGAUUGCAGAUGACUUCAUAGAGAGUGUGGUGACAGCUUCGUGCCAGAUUGCUAAGCAUCGGAAAUCAAACACAUUGGAAGUACGAGAUGUUCAGCUGCACCUGG
This is a messenger RNA of Stylophora pistillata, 1121 nucleotides long. RefSeq lists its product as uncharacterized. Gene Ontology annotation, molecular function: protein heterodimerization activity; TBP-class protein binding; DNA binding. Gene Ontology annotation, biological process: RNA polymerase II preinitiation complex assembly; DNA-templated transcription initiation. The record is from RefSeq and is a predicted model, not a curated record. Lineage: Eukaryota; Metazoa; Cnidaria; Anthozoa; Scleractinia; Pocilloporidae. Gene Ontology annotation, cellular component: SAGA complex; transcription factor TFIID complex.